CCGGCACACGUGGCCGGGUUUGAAGGUCGCAAGUUUCAUGGCUCUUCAGACUUCAGCGUUCUCCACAGACGGCUCUGAGGCCAUUUCCCGCCAAAUUAGCGCUGUUCCCCACAGCUCAGUAGGGAAGAACCUACGGGAAUACUAUGAGAUCGACAGAUGUCUUCGUUUCAUUGCUUCUUUCAGGAAAGUAGCUCUGCAGUUCCCAGACCAGCUGUUGUGUGACUCUGUUGCCGUGACAACCAUCCUGGCUGGGGAGAGUGGCAGAGAAUGUGUUAUUCUUGGAGACACCUCUUACGGGAGUUGUUGUGUGGAUGAGGUAGCAGCAAGUCACGUGGAUGCAGAUUGCAUCAUUCAUUUCGGUCCCUCGUGCCUCACUCAGACAGAGAGACUACCAGUUCUCUAUGUAUUUGGUAGAGAGGAAGUGAAGAUGGAGGAAUGCGAGAGGGCCUUCAGGGAGCUGUUCCCUGACCCCAUGACCUCUGUCCUCAUUCUCUACGACACUGUCUACCAUCACUGCAUCGCUGAGCUGAUGGAAAGAUUGUCAGACUAUGUUGACUGCACUCCCUCCCUCCUCUCCCUCCCUCACCCCAUCACACCCUCACCCUCCACCGAAGCCACACCCACACAAGACAGCUGCAUAGCUUCAGACGGUGACCAACUGAGGGACUCAGAUACCAAAUCUUCUGAUCUAAUUAAUGCCCCCUCUCCCUCAGUGAGUAUAGUUCGUUGUAUGCAGAGGCAACGGAAGUGCCGGGCCCUGGUAGCUAUAACAGCAGUCGGCCCGGCCAACUCAUCAAUCAGGUUUGGCCGCUCGUUCAAACUGGACAAACCAGUUACAGACGUGAGGAUGUUCUACAUUGGCCGGGAGGGGCGGACCCUAACUAAUCUGCUCAUCAGCUACAGCAGAAGCCAGUUCUACAGCUAUGACCCAGAGAGUGGGGAGAGGAGGAGAGAGAGCUCUGCCGUUAACAAGGCUCUAGGGAAAAGGUAUUACCUGGUGCAGAAGGCGAAGGAGGCCAGGACAGUGGGUAUAUUAGUCGGGACUCUUGGAGCAGCUGGGAGUAUGGAGGUGAUGCAGAGACUCAAGUCACUACUGAGGCAGGCUGGGAAGAAGUACUACACCGUGGCAGUCGGGAAACUGAAUGUUGCAAAGAUGGCCAAUUUCAUGGAGAUCGAUGUGUUUGUUCUGGUGGCUUGUCCAAGAACAGCCUCGUGGAGUCUCAGGACUAGGGAGUGGAGUGGUGAGGUCAUCACUGACUAUAGAGAGCUCUUCUCACUGCCAGUUCUGGAGGACAGACCAACUGAGGAUGAGGAGGAGGAGCCAGAGUUCUCACUGAUCAGUGGAGGUCUCCUACCAUCAAGACAUCCCCGUGACUCAGAGAGAGAGGGAGAGGAGGGAGCCGUUGCUCUGAGAGCCAGUAUGGAUGUGGCUCUACCCAACUCAACAGGGGCUGAGUUCCUGAGAGGGCGUGGCUGGAAAGGUCUGGAGAGGAGACUGGGAGAAGGGGGUGUGGCUACUGCUAAUGAGGGAAGGAGGGGUGUGGCCUCAGCUUAUUCUCAUGAAAACUACACACAACAGAUAAAGGCAGAAUUUAGUAACAGUGUUACACAGUUGUAGGAUAAGUAAAGAGCUGUUUCUGUUGGUAUAUUGCACUGGAGAAGUUCGUUAUUUUUGUUGCCAAGAAACUUCGUGUAAAAACGCCGUAAGUUGUAGCUCGUUUUCUGAAGCCAUAGAGUAAAGCAAUAGCGGCCAUUUACCAAAUACAUGCAUUGGAUUUUACCUCAUUAUGUUCAAGAGCUUUUGUUUUAUUGUACAUAUUAUUAUAAUUGUUGUAUGCACACCUCAGUGGGCGUUUUUCUUGGUAUGGCACAACAAUCGCAAACUCUCUAUUAUUUCUGAUUGCAUCAUAAUUAUUGCUAUAGCAUUAUUAUCGUGUAAAUGUCAUGUAUUUAUGAACAGAAGUUACUAUCUGAAAUGGCCAAAACACGAGGGGGCACUAAAUAGAGUCAGUUACAAAGGGUUAAGGACUAUGAGCUGUCGGCGUCCACUGUUCGUGAGUGGAUCGGUUGCGAGGUGACAACUUUGGACUGGCCGUAGGAGAAGCCCCGCCACUCCCGGGCGGAGACCGAGACCCAGACCUGCGGGGGGCAGGCUGCAAGCCGCCAUCUUCGUCAUAGUCCUCCUUCUCCUCAUGAAGAGGCGGGAAAGAUUGCUCUCUCUUCAUCUGCUGUGCGGAGGAUUGCUGCCGAAUGAGGUUGGGAAGAGCAGGACCACUGCCAUAGAGGUCCAUGCUGCUCUCAGACGAGGUGUUGGUUGUGUGACUCACUGGGUUGGACGAGGCGCCUGGUGACUCCCCAACACUACUACUACUGGCCUCUAGGGCGAUUUCAGAGUCUCUGAGACCUUUGGGCCCACUCUCCCGGAGACUAAUGGAGACAAGGCUUCCCCCACCUCCAGGGCUGUUGAGGUCUGACAUAAAACCAGGGAUCCCCAAACCAUAGGACGUUUCUUCCUUGAUGGGGGUGGUGAAGUCAGUGCUAGGUGGAGGUAGGUUGGCAAUCAUGGAGUCCGGACCGCCAGGUGACUGUUGACGUGCCUCAAAACUGAGUCGGUGGACAUUUGUGUUCUCCACAUCUUCUUGAGCAGUCAGUUUGGAUGGAACGUUGCUGCGAGGUUUUGGAACAGGUCUUGCUGUUGGACUGGGAGGACCGCUGGUUUGGUCCAGAGCAGGGUGAGGUUGGUGAGGAGCUGGAGGAGAAGGAACAGAGAACUGAGCUCCGCUAGAAUCAGAUACUAUAGUUCCUGCAGUGAGUGGGGUGGAGACAGUGGGAUAGUAGGGAGCUGUGUCCCAGCAGCCUGCACUGUAAGUGGUAGUGGUGGGAGGGUAGUUCUGGUAUGUGGUUGGUUGAGAAGCUCGACGGCGUUCGCCACAAAAGGGAAGGGCCGGGGUGUCAUAGUGGGAGCGCUGACGCUGCAGUCGUUGCUGGUUCUGCUGGGGACCAGGAAUGUUGUCAUAGAGCUGUAGUGCCACCUCUGCAGCAGUGGGCUGUGUUCCUCCAUGGACCAUCGCUGCUGAGGAAAACUGUGGGGUCUGAUUUUGGUACUGAUGACUGUACGUUGUGUUCAUGGUAUGGUGUGGGUAGCCUGGAUUAUGAGGUGACUGCUGCUGAUUUUGAUAGUCUUCCUGAGCACCUUCCAUCGGACGUGGCGUAGUUGCUGGUACUUGUGGCCCGAAAGUUGGCACCAUUUGAGGAGCACGGCUUCCUAACUGGAAGUUAAUGUAUCUUUUAGCCGGUGGAUUGUUUGAGCUAGCAGCUGCAUCUGUCACCACGAUAUUUCCAUCCACUCUACUCAUACUUGCUGACGGGAUUUCCACCAGCAGCAGAACCAGCCUUGGGCACAGCUGCAGCAGUAGGCUGAGGAUUAACCAAGAAGCCAAUCGAGUUACCUACAGGACCACCCACACCUUGGAUCGAGUCAGAGCCUGCAAGUCGGUGGAUCAAUUCAACGAUAUCACUGCCACAAGGAAGAGCAGUAGCCCUGAGAAGGUUUGUACAAACUAAUUGCGAAAUGCAU
Geodia barretti is the source of this 3577-nucleotide messenger RNA. The record is from the annotation of a GenBank genome assembly. Lineage: Eukaryota; Metazoa; Porifera; Demospongiae; Tetractinellida; Geodiidae.